Messenger RNA from Rhea pennata, 2450 nucleotides. RefSeq lists its product as uncharacterized. Bases 225 to 740 code for a protein of 171 amino acids. The record is from RefSeq and is a predicted model, not a curated record. The transcript is spliced from 5 exons. NCBI's taxonomy places the organism in Eukaryota, Metazoa, Chordata, Aves, Rheiformes, Rheidae. Gene Ontology annotation, molecular function: calcium ion binding. Gene Ontology annotation, cellular component: centriole; centrosome. Gene Ontology annotation, biological process: mitotic cell cycle; centriole replication.
CGCCGCCGCCGCCGCCGUUUGUUCGUAUCGCCAUCCGACGAGGAGACCACACGUCCCCCGAUUGGCCCGGGCCCUGGAGGCGGGCGGAGCCCCCGGAAGGUCCCGCUCGUUGAUUGGACGGGAGGCGCUGGAGCGCCAGCCGCCCGGGCCGUUGGGAGCGGUUGCGCGGCGGGGCCUGGCGGGCUGUCCCGGAGCGGCGGCGGCGUUCCUGCGGCCGCGGCCAGAUGGCAUCCAACUAUAGAAAACCUGGUUUAAGUACAGCCCAGCGGAAGAAAAGUGGUUUGAAACCUGAACUUACAGAAGAGCAAAAGCAGGAGAUCAGAGAAGCUUUUGAUUUGUUUGAUACUGAUGGAUCUGGAAGCAUUGAUGUAAAAGAACUGAAGGUUGCAAUGCGUGCUUUAGGCUUUGAGCCGAAGAAGGAAGAAAUUAAGAAAAUGAUAGCAGAUAUUGACAAAGAAGGAAGUGGCACCAUUGACUUUGAAGACUUCUUGGCAAUGAUGACGCAAAAAAUGAGUGAGAAGGAUUCAAAAGAAGAAAUACUGAAAGCUUUCAGAUUAUUUGAUGAUGAUGGCACAGGGAAAAUUUCAUUCAAAAACCUGAAGAGGGUUGCCAAGGAGCUGGGAGAAAAUUUAACAGAUGAAGAACUUCAGGAAAUGAUCGAUGAAGCUGAUCGAGAUGGAGAUGGAGAAGUAAAUGAACAGGAAUUUUUGAGAAUUAUGAAGAAGACUAGCUUAUAUUAGUGUUUGUUGCUUUGCUUUGCAGGUGCUCCAAAAGGUGACCGGGAAAAGACUUAAAAACAGGACUGGUAUCCUUACAUAUUUUAUGACAUUAAAAGAAAGCCUGAAAGGACAGAUUUUUGGUUCUUUCUUCUUUUUCGGAAAUGUUAAUGGGGAACAGGGGUUCAGUACCCAGAAGCACUGUUAAAAUGAGGUAUUACAGGAAUGAAGGUUACGGAUGAACCUGCAAGAUAGGAUCUUUCUUUUUGUUUUAAGGACAAUUUUGGUGAUUGCAAUUUUGGAUAAAGAAUACUAUGUUUUAACUAAAAGUCAUUUCACUUGAGACCCAGUAAUUCCCACUGCUUCUGGGAAAGGCUGUCCUGAACCUACAAUAAUAAGCUGAUCUCUUUAUAACAUCUUCUAUAUAAUCUUAAAAAAAUAGGGUACAAGCACAGUAUUUUUAUUCCUUUUAAGUCUUUCAGGUCAUCUUUUGGUAUGUCUCUUUCGUUUAUUUCCAUGAAUGACUCUAAAAGACAGUCGCAUAUAUAUAUUUAUUUCUAUAUGAAACACUGUAUUCUCAUAGCAAGUGUUUUUGAGCCUGAUGGGAAGCAAAUGCAGAUAACCAGAUAUGGUCCUUCAUUGACAGCUGCUUGCCACCUUUAUAUGUUCAUUUGUUUAACAAUUCCAUGAUCGUCUGAAACCUGAGUCUAGUCUGCUGGAUUUGUCAAAGUUUACUGUAUAAUCAGGCAAUGUCUUAUGCCAGUGUACUUAUUUCCAAGAUGCUAAAGAGUUGUUACUACGUUAUUAUUGUAAGUCUGUAAGGAAAGCUCAGUAGGAUGACUCUCUAGGGUAAAUUCUAGUUUUGGCUAUUUAAAGUCAAAUUGCAGGGAUGACCUGCAUCUGAAAUGGAAAAAUAAUUUGCUACCUUGGACAGCUGUGAAACAUUGAAUGUAUAUAGGUCCAUCCAAUCCAAAUUCAUUUCAGGCAUCACAGCUGUUUAAUUUUGGGGAGAGUAUUUUCAUUUUCUUGAGUAUUUCUCAUACAUACUGUCAAUUGUGGACUUACUGGAUACAGUAAUAAUAUAAUAAAAAUAAUAAAAAUACUUCUGUCUGUAUUAUGGACCCCUGGUUCACAAUUAGACAGUCAGCUUCAAACUUCAGGAGACUGUACAAUCCUAAACCGUGCUGACACUGAAAUGGCAACUAGGUAGCAAAAUGUCAGGAGAGGGUUCAGUGGGAUGGGGAGGGAAAGAACAGUAUUUCACCAAGAUCCUUCUUCAAAAAGCUUCUGCUGCUUCCCAGCCCCUAGUGAGGUUUGUCUCUGCAGAAGUGCGUAGAGGAAAGGCAGAGACCAGCUCCUGGGCUAGCUCGGUGUUACAGCUGCAUCAGCUAGUGAGCCGGAAGGGCCCAGCAGGGGGAGAAUUAGCCUCGGUGAAAAGGAGACAUCCUCAUUUACGUGUUGCCUCAGUGUGCAGAUGCAGAGCUGGUGCAUUUUGCUUGAGUCCUAGUUCUGCACCCUGAACUGCUCUCUCUGAACAGACCCUCUCUAACCAGCACAGAAGUAGUGAGAGAACUUGCGAGAGAAUAGGGGUCGCGGUGUCCUGGGAAAGUUGGAGAUCUGUGAAGCCCAUUAUUAACAUCUUCAGUGGCAGUAGACAUAAGGCAGAAUACUGUAAGCUUUUUAAAAUGUGUAUUAACUUUGUAUAGUGUGAAAUAAAACUGUUUUGCAAGUUUA